AUGAAACCUCAGAUCCAGAUGCAGCAAUGUGGAUUCUGUUUAGACCAAGGGACAGUGGACCAGCUCUUUACCCUUAGGGGAAUCUUGGAGCGGGUAUGGGAGUAUACCCAAUUGGUCUACAUGUAUUUUGUGGACUUAGAGAAGGGUGUAUUACGCUAUUCCUUGAGGAAUUCUGUGGAGCGUGUUGUGAGAGUACAGGAUCCCGUUUCUGUACCCACAAUCCAGUCCAGUGUGACUAAUCCUGUAGAGUUCAAUGACACAGUGACUUUCACCUGCACAGCCUCUGGCUCAGACGUCUCUUAUCGGUGGUUCAAUGGCAGCUCGGAGUUCUCGGACACUCAGAGGAUUCACUUGAGUGCUGAUAACAGAACUCUAACGAUAUCAGGCGUAUUGAGAUCAGAUGAUGGGCCUUUCUACUGUUAUGUGUAUAACCAUGUCAGUAACGGCACCAGCAAGCCCUUUAACCUUGAUGUAAAAUAUGGACCGGACUUGCCCACUAAUAAACCAGUCUAUGCUGCUGGAUCUUCAGUUAUUUUUCAAUGUUCAGCACAGUCCAGUCCUACUGCUCAGUAUCAAUGGUUCUUAAAUGGAACGUCUCUUAACAAAAGAGACCAGGAGCUCGAAAUACGGAACAUUCAGGUGGAUCAGGCGGGUAACUACACAUGUUGGGCUUUCAAUGAUGUUACACUCAGGUAUGCUGCUGUCCACACAAUGAUAGAUGUCAGAGGGUCACAGGGGAUUGGAGUGUGCGCUGGCAGCGUUGGGUACAAUGCUAGAACUAAUCCUAGACAGGAUACCAAUUUAUUGUAG
Messenger RNA from Polypterus senegalus (gray bichir), 810 nucleotides. Its product is annotated as carcinoembryonic antigen-related cell adhesion molecule 1-like. Gene Ontology annotation, biological process: heterophilic cell-cell adhesion. The transcript is spliced from 4 exons. Gene Ontology annotation, cellular component: cell surface. NCBI's taxonomy places the organism in Eukaryota, Metazoa, Chordata, Cladistia, Polypteriformes, Polypteridae. The record is from RefSeq and is a predicted model, not a curated record. Bases 1 to 810 code for a protein of 269 amino acids.